This is a messenger RNA of Manacus vitellinus (golden-collared manakin), 933 nucleotides long. RefSeq names its product cAMP-specific 3',5'-cyclic phosphodiesterase 4B. Lineage: Eukaryota; Metazoa; Chordata; Aves; Passeriformes; Pipridae. Bases 97 to 738 code for a protein of 213 amino acids. The transcript has 8 exons. The record is from RefSeq and is a predicted model, not a curated record.
CUAAACCAUGGGAGGUUUGCAGAGAUAUUGCCUGUCUGAAGAAAUUGGAUUUAACAACACGAGCUUUUUAGAACGGGGUGCACUUCAAUCUUGAUAAUGAAGAAAAGCAGAAGUGUCAUGACAGUAACUGCAGAUGAGAACUCUCUGGAUUACCUGGAGUGUGGGCUGAGUAAGUCCUACAGCACUUCCACCCACGCUCUGGGCAUUGACCUGUGGAGAGGGAGAAGAUGCUGCUCUGGUAAUUUGCAGUUACCACCAUUGUCCCAGAGACAGACAGAGAAGGCCAGGACACCUGACAGAGACAUUGUCUGUAGACCGACAACUCUGCCUCUGCUGACACCUCCAAGUAUUGCAAUCACCACCUACCAAGACUGCUUCGAUGUGGAAAAUGGCCCGUCCCCAGGUCGCAGCCCGCUGGACCCGCAGGCCAGCUCCUCGUCAGGACUCGUAUUGCACACGACAUUCCCAGGCCACAGCCAGCGCCGGGAGUCGUUCCUGUACAGAUCCGACAGCGACUACGACUUAUCACCAAAGACCAUGUCCAGGAACUCUUCUCUCCCAAGUGAACAGCACGGCGACGACCUGAUUGUCACACCUUUCGCCCAGGUGCUGGCCAGCCUAAGAAGCGUGAGGAACAACUUCACGCUCCUCACCAAUUUACACGGCACCUCCAACAAGAGAUCUCCAGCCACCAGUCAGCCACCUGUGUCCAGGGUUAACCUGCAAGGGGACAUGUAGAGUCCUGGAGACUUCCAGAUUAGGUUCCACCAAACUUGUUAAUGGGAUGUGGAAACCUCUGAUGUAGAAACAGAACUGGACAACAUGAUCUUAAACUUCUCCUUCACUCCCUGUCUGUGAACAGUGUGGAGUCAGAACUAGCAGGAAUGCAAUUUAUCACCUUAUUUGAAGUUGCUUUUAGCAAGACUUUGAUUU